CAGGAAAAAGUAGUGACUCCUGUAUGGGGGGAAAAAAAAAAUUGUACUUCCAAGUUCCAACUGAUAAUCCGUGCCUCUGGUUACGCACUUUGCAUACAUAGAUGCUUCUUCUUCCUCUCUGACCCAUUCAACUUUUUCUAACAUCUACACAAACUCAAAACAACACUACAUAAAACCUGCAACUUCCAUGGCUCACAAUACUUACUCUUUCUCAGUCCCUUCUUCCAAACGCCGAAAGAUUCUUCGGCAGCAUCACCCGCCGCCGCUUAUACCCGGUCUUCCCGAUCACAUAGCCCAGCCCUGUCUCGCUCUGGUUCACCCUUCACUCCUCUUCUCCGUUUGCCACUCAUGGCGUCGCCUUAUAUACUCCUCUUCCUUCCCUCCCUUUCUCUCUCUCUACGCCGUUUUGACUUGCAAGCAUUCCGACUCUAUCCGCUUCUACAGCUUUGAUCCCGUCUCGUCCCACUGGCACACCCUCCCUCCGCCGCCACCGGACCCUCCUCUCCGCAUCCUCCUCCGCCACCCAUCCUUCCUCUCCCGUAACCUCCCAAUCCAGUCCGUCGCCGUCGCCGGCAACCUCGUGCUUCUCGCCGCCACGGCCAACAACCUCUACCCCGCCCUCUCCCGCCCUCUCAUCUUCAACCCCCUAAGCCGGGACUGGAACGUGGGCCCCACACUCCCCAAUCCUCGCCGGUGGUGCGCCCUGGGCGUGGCUCGCGGCUCGAUCUACGUAGCUAGCGGAAUCGGAGCGCAAUUCUCCAUCGACGUCGCUCGGUCGCUCGAGAAAUGGGAUUUAAACGGGAAAUCCGGCGAGGUUUGGGAGAAGAAAACGGGUCUGAAGGACGGAAGAUUUAGCAGAGACGCAAUCGAUGCGGUGGGAUGGAGAGGGAAGAUCUGUAUGGUGAACGUGAAAGGAAAUGCGGCGAAGGAGGGAAUCAUGUACGACGUGGAGAAUGAUGAGUGGAACGACAUGCCGGAGGGGAUGUUAUUGGGAUGGCGAGGACCGGUGGCCGCCAUGGAUGAGGAAGUCAUGUACGCGGUGGACGAGGCGAGGAGUGCUCUUAGCAGGUACGAUGCGAGGAACGAUUCUUGGGAAGAGGUUAUGCAAUCGGAGAGGCUGAGAGGAGCGGAGCAACUCGCAGCUCAAGGUGGAAGACUUUGCGUGGUUUCAGCCGGUGGCGCAGGGAUCUCAGUGGUGGACGUGGUGUCGUCGCCGGCGCGACUAUGGGCUGUGGAUUUGCCAGCGGGUUUUGAAGCAGUCGCGGUUCAUAUAUUACCCAGAAUGCCGAUUCCUGAACCGCCGGACUCGUCCGACCAAGAUUGAUUUUUUCCCCAUUUUUUAUUUUCUUUUAAAAAGUUAAAAUCCUAACUUUUAUUUCAUGGGUGAUUUUAUUUAUACUCUUAUAAAUAUAAAUACAUUAUUUUUUGGGUUUGGGGUAGUUUAGUUUGGACUUGCUGAAAAGUGAAAAUUUGUCGAUUAGUGGAAAAGGGAUUACAAAGGUAUGGGGCGAAUGAGAAUGAAGAUAAUAUAAUAUUGGUUGGUCGUGUUGUACAAUGCCGGCAACGAGAGGAUGAAACAGGGAAUAUCACGUGCCAAUCCUUUGUGGUUGACACUUGACACCGUCAGAUCAUACUUGUCUUUCAAGCUUCAACUUGGAUUUAGUCUGUAAGAGAGGAAAUCACGAGAAUUUUUCUUUUCUUUUUUUUUUUAACUGGAAAAUAAACAAGCUAUUCCUAUUCGUGCGUUGCCCUGAUUUUUUUGUUUG
Molecule: messenger RNA, 1766 nt
Organism: Prosopis cineraria
Lineage: Eukaryota; Viridiplantae; Streptophyta; Magnoliopsida; Fabales; Fabaceae
Product: F-box/kelch-repeat protein SKIP25-like
Molecular function (GO): protein binding
Source: RefSeq, a predicted model, not a curated record